UUGUAAAUAUUUUUCAAGAUUUUACAUAAUUCAUGGUACCUAAUUAAAAGAAUGUUUCACUACAUUUGGUCUUUGAUCAAUUGGUAUCUUCGACCCUUUAUCAAAUGGGUACUACGACAAACUACACAUAUGUGUGAACUUCAAAGAAUAUGUUAUGGCAAGCCAUCUGGUGCUCCUCGUACAUAUGCAGUAGAGUAUUCUCUUAGACUCUCACGAAAUGCUGAUAUUAUAUCUUUAAUUUCAUAUUUGGAUGACAUAGCUAAUCAAUGUGCAAUAACUAUAAGAAGCGAGCGUGGAAUUUUAGAAGAAGCAAUUAGAACUGUACUGAUAACGAAGAAAAUAAAUCCUGCAGCUCAUCCUGAUUUCUCUAAAAUAUUUGGUAAGUGUGUGGAAUUAAUUUGGGGUUACAGACAACUUUGUGUGGAAUGUGAAGAAUUGAGGCAAAUACAAUAUGAUUCUGGGAAUCCUGUACAUGAAGAUUUACUUUUGAGAUUGUGGGACCUGUUAAUGCCUUAUGAUCCACUUGAUGCAAGAAUAACCAAGCAAUGGCAGGGUAUUGGUUUUCAAGGCGAUGAUCCAAAAACCGAUUUCAGAGGAAUGGGUCUAUUAGGAUUAGAAAAUCUGGUUUAUUUUGCUCAAGAAUAUCCCAGUGCAGCAACCCAUGUCUUAACACAUUCAAUGCAUCCACGAUAUGGAUAUGCUUUUGCCAUAGUUGGCAUUAAUCUGACAAGUAUGGCAUUGAGAUUAUUAAAAGAUGGAUCAGCUAAAACACAUAUUUAUAAUUCAUCUAAGACUUUACCAUCGCUUCGUGCCUUUCAUCAAUUUUAUUGUUACUUGUUUUACGAGUUUGAUGGAUUCUGGUUAGAAUCUAAACCUAAUAAUAUAAUGGAGUUUUCUUCUAUUCAAAAAAAAUUUGAGAUAAAUAUUAGAAUGGCUCUUGCCAAUCCUUCAACUGUUUUUAGAAUAAAUUUAUCAGUAGAUAAUAUCUAGCACAAAUGUGAAGAUUGUGUUUAACGUUGUUUGUAAGAAUAAAAUUUAUAUAAUU
This is a messenger RNA of Ceratosolen solmsi marchali, 1045 nucleotides long. Its product is annotated as ELMO domain-containing protein 2. Lineage: Eukaryota; Metazoa; Arthropoda; Insecta; Hymenoptera; Agaonidae. The transcript has a single exon. Gene Ontology annotation, molecular function: GTPase activator activity. The coding region runs from base 52 to 990 and encodes 312 amino acids. The record is from RefSeq and is a predicted model, not a curated record.